ACUGACUCUAGAAUGUACCCACCAAUCAAAUGGGAACAACCCUUUAAUUUUUUCAGAAUACAAAAUAGCCAUUUGUGCUUUUUUUUUUAUUUUUCAUCUCUUUAUUAAUCUCCAAUACAUAUUCAAAUGAGUGCCUCUGAUAUCAAAGAAACCGCACAACAAGUUGUUGAAGGACCUAAGCAAUUUUUCAAGGAGGGUUUCCAAUUUAUUAAUCGUUGUAAGAAGCCUGAUCAACAAGAAUUCCUCAAGAUUACUCAAGCCGUUGCUAUGGGAUUUGCUGCUCUUGGUGCUCUCGGUUAUAUGGUUAAGCUCAUUCAUAUUCCCAUCAACAAUAUUCUUGUCGGCGCUGCCUAAAUACAUUUAAUUGAUAUCUGUAUAUAGAACCUCACAUCAUCCAAAUUAAUCCUUCCAAUCAAUUCUACAAAGACGUUUGGUACUCCUUUUUUUUGUUUAAAUAUCAAAACAAUUAUAAUAAUAAUAAAAAAAAAAAAUAAGCAUACCAUUAAGUACGGGUUUAUGGAGAUUA
This is a messenger RNA of Mucor mucedo, 526 nucleotides long. Its product is annotated as protein translocase SEC61 complex gamma subunit. The transcript is spliced from 3 exons. The coding region runs from base 127 to 354 and encodes 75 amino acids. Gene Ontology annotation, molecular function: transmembrane protein transporter activity. Gene Ontology annotation, cellular component: Ssh1 translocon complex; membrane. Lineage: Eukaryota; Fungi; Mucoromycota; Mucoromycetes; Mucorales; Mucoraceae. Gene Ontology annotation, biological process: post-translational protein targeting to membrane, translocation; protein targeting. The record is from RefSeq and is a predicted model, not a curated record.